Molecule: messenger RNA, 3939 nt
Organism: Antrostomus carolinensis (chuck-will's-widow)
Lineage: Eukaryota; Metazoa; Chordata; Aves; Caprimulgiformes; Caprimulgidae
Gene: DIDO1
Product: death inducer-obliterator 1
Exons: 15
Biological process (GO): apoptotic signaling pathway; DNA-templated transcription
Cellular component (GO): nucleus
Source: RefSeq, a predicted model, not a curated record
GAGGAUUGAUAGUAUUUGGUCCAACUGACGACUCGGAGACUCAGUCUGGCACUCCUGAAUCAGGAAAUUCAGCAUGUGCUGGAAGGAUAAUGCUGAAUGACUCUGAUCCUUUGCUGCCCUCCUCUGGCUCUCCUUUUCAUUCAGCUCUGCAGGGAGAAACUAUUGGAACCUCUGAUGCUGUGUCAGCUUUUCAGGGUGGGGACAGUGUUUUCUGUACUAUGGAACAAGCUGUAAGUUCACAGCCAGUGUCAUUAGAAUCUGAAUCUAAUACUGACAACAUGGAAAAUAGUUCUCCUGCAUCAGUUUUGGAUGACAAAGCUGAUCACAGUAAUGAGGAGGAACAAAAAACUAUCAAGCCUACAAGUAAAGAGUUCAGGAAAACCUGGGGAUUUCGAAGGACUACAAUUGCUAAGCGAGAAAAUGCAGGAGAUGUUGAUGUGGACUCUAGUGAGCAGCAGCCACAACAGCAACAAAGUUUAAACCUCAGGCGUAGCGGACGGCAACCAAAGCGAACAGAAAGGGUGGAAGAAUUUCUUACAACGGUCAGACGCAGAGGAAGGAGGAAUGUUCCUACUAUUCUGGAAGAUUCAAGUGAACCAGCAUCCUGUCCAGCUACAGAUGCUGAAACAGCUUCAGAAGAUAGUGUUGAGAGCCCUCCAGAUAUAAAACCCGUGACUCGAAGGAUUAGUACUAGGAGCAGUAACGAUCAGAAAGGCUCUAAAAGCAGAUGCACAAAAGAGGAAGAAGACGACGACGAAGAGGAAGACGAGGAAGAGGAAGAUGAUACUUCUGAUAGUGACAGUGAUGGAUUAACACUAAAGGAACUGCAGAAUCGACUAAGAAAGAAACGAGUUGAACAGAAACCUGUGCAGAUAACAUUGAAAGACAUACAGAACCGCCUGCGGAAGAGAAAUUCAGAGCAAGACCCUACAGAAACAAGUGAUGUCCAGUCUGAAAAACAAGUUGAGUCUGAGUUGCCUGUCAAACAAGAGCUUGAGACUGCAGACAGCACUGAGAUUGCCAGUCAGGUGGUUGUGACUGAGGAAGACACCGAAGAUCUUCAGGUUCAGACUGAGGUAAAGCCUGCUCUUGGCACAAAAGGGAUCACAGAUGAAGAACCCGAAGAACUGCCCAAAAGCAAACCUGAAUCUGAGAUUUAUGACCCAAACGCACUCUAUUGUAUUUGUCGUCAGCCUCAUAACAACAGGUUUAUGAUAUGUUGUGAUAGAUGUGAGGAAUGGUUUCAUGGUGACUGUGUGGGUAUUUCUGAGGCUCGAGGGCGAUUGUUGGAAAGGAAUGGUGAGGACUAUAUCUGUCCAAACUGCACCAUUCUACAGGGACAGGAUGAACCUGUUUCAGAAAUAGACCAGCAGGAAGCUAAAGCAGGGCAAGUAACUGUGGAUGGCACAGAAUUCACAAGCAUAGGAACAAUCGAACAAAAAUCUGUUGAGGACCAAGGAAUCAAGGGUAGGAUUGAAAAAGCUGCAAAUCCAAGUGGGAAGAAAAAACUGAAGAUAUUUCAACCUGUAAUUGAAGCUCCUGGUGCGUCAAAGUGCAUCGGUCCUGGCUGUUUUAAUGUGGCUCAGCCUGAUUCUGUGUAUUGCAGCAAUGACUGCAUUCUCAAACACGCUGCGGCCACCAUGAAGUUUUUAAGUGCUGGCAAAGAUGCAAAACCAAAACCUAAAGAGAAGAUCAAACCAAAAUCUGAAAAACCUGGUGUGCCAAAAUCUCAAGUGCAGACAGGUACUAAGCCUCUUUCAAACCAAAAGAGACAAUUUCCUGAGAAAAGGGAGAUGAAUGUGAAGAAGACUAUUUUGACAACUGCGAAGACUGAGGCAAACACUCAACCUAUUGCUAGAGAACCAACAGCAGAAAACACCACGCCGUCCUGGGCAAGCGAUCAUAAUUACAAUGCUGUAAAGCCUGAAAGGACUGCUGCCAUUUCAUCUUCACUGUUGUUCAAAUCUCAAAGGGAAGAGAAAAAGCAUGAAGAUAGAGCAGAGUCUGUGUCAGCAUCAAAGAAAGUUGGUGCAUCUAUAAUGGAGAAGCAGACAUCUCUCACUAAAACUCUUCCUUCAAAGAAGUCCCCAGCCUUCUCUAGCACAUCACUAACUAAGCAACCACUUAAACCUUCUGCUGGAAGUUUCAAAGGUGUAAUUCCCAAGAAACCUUGGCCUUCCUCAGGCAGUGUUCCUUCAUCAGGCGCUGUUCCUUCGAAACAUUCAGCUCUUUCUCAUGGCUCAACAGUUUCCAAAAAACCAACUACAUCUUCCAGUUUGGGUGGAGGACUCAAAAAACCUUCACCAUCUUCCAUUUCUGCUGCAUCUGGAAGUAGCCAAGCAAAAGCAUCAGUUACCCCUAUCCAGACACAACCCAACUCACAGAUUCGACAAAAUAUUCGACGGUCCCUAAAAGAAAUUUUAUGGAAAAGAGUCAACGAUAGCGAUGAUCUGGUCAUGACAGAGAGCGAAGUAGGGAAAAUUGCUCUCAAUAUUGAAAAGGAGAUGUUUAAUUUGUUUCAAGUUACGGACAACAGAUACAAGAGUAAAUACCGUAGCAUCAUGUUCAAUCUCAAGGACCCCAAAAAUCAGGGACUUUUUCAUCGUGUUCUUCGGGAGGAAAUCUCACUGUCCAAACUAGUGAGAAUGAAACCAGAAGAACUUUUAUCUAAAGAACUGUCUGUAUGGAAAGAGAAACCAGCUAAAGCAAUGAUAGAGUCAAGAAGCAAAUCGCAUGAAAUCAAGAAAACAUCUGUAAAACGAGAACAUACACAAGUUGUAAAUAUGGAAGAUUCUCCACCAGUGUCUGAUUCUGAUGAGCAGCAAGAGUCAGGCCGAUCUGCCCCAAAUUUAAACAGUGCUCCUUCUCUAGAUGUUUUUAGCAGUAUGUUGAAGGACACAACAAGUCAACAUCGAGCCCAUCUUUUUGACCUGAACUGCAAGAUCUGUACAGGUCAGAUUUCAGCAUCUGAUGAUGAAGUACCACCUAAGAAGAUGAAGUCCAUGGCUUCUGUUAAAAAGGUGGAGUCGAAAUCAAAACCAGAAGUUCAGCCAAAGUAUGAAAGUUCUGCACCAACCCCAACAGCAGAGCCUGUCAAAGAGGCCGUCUCUGAAACCCCAGUGGAAACUGAAGUUGGACCAGUAGCAGAAACAGUUUCUCAGUCAAGCGUAGAAAGAACUUACGUUCCUACAACCCAGGGCCACAGCAAUACAGAUCCUUCUGCACCUGAAGAGACUUCUGUUUUUCCUGCCUCUUGUGCUGGUGGAGUUGUCACAACCGUAACAGUUUCUGGCAGAGACCCUAGGACAGCAAUGAGCAGCUCCUCUGGUAUUGUGACACCAGCCCUGCGUUCUGGUCCUGCAUCUGAGAAAGUUUCAACAGGAGAAACAAAACAGGAGACUUCAAAACCGGUUAUGACUGUCCCCAAAUCUAUAUUAACAAAACCAUCAUCCUCACCAGAUCCAAGAUACUUAGCAGUUCAUCAUUCACCCAAUAUCAACGUUGCAGAGCCGCGCUCACCUCAAGACAGCGAUACUUCCCACUUUCUCUCUCGUCUCAACACCAUUUGGAAAGGAUUUAUUAACAUGCAGAGUGUGGCCAAAUUUGUCACUAAAGCAUAUCCUGUCUCCGGGUGUUUUGAUUAUCUUAGCGAGGAUUUACCAGACACAAUUCAUAUUGGUGGGAGGAUCUUGCCGAAGACAGUCUGGGAUUAUGUUGGCAAACUCAAAUCUUCGCUUUCUAAGGAAUUGUGUUUAAUUCGUUUUCAUCCUGCAACAGAAGAAGAAGAAGUUGCCUAUAUCUCCCUCUACUCCUAUUUUAGCAGUCGUGGUCGUUUUGGUGUUGUAGCUAAUAACAACAGACAUAUCAAGGAUCUCUACCUGAUCCCCCUGAGUUCUAAGGACCCAAUUCCUUCCAAACUCUUGCCCUUUGAGGGACCAG